UAUUUUGCAUUAUCAUCAUUAUUAAACAAAAUAAUAUUUUCUGUCUCCUGGUCGCUGCUUGGCUGAUUUUGGAGUCCUGGAUGGCUGGACAUUUGAAAAAGUUGUGACUGUUAUUUUAUAAAAAUAAAAUCAUAAUAUUUAAGUAGUACAGAUUACAGAAUUAUUUUCAAUUUUUAAAGACUGAAGAAAUAUGGAAGUUGAUGAUGAGUAUGUUGAAGCUCCAUCAUCGAGCACCAGUAGUCGCAGAGAAAAAAAAAAAUUUGAAGUAAAGAAGUGGAAUGCUGUGGCUUUAUGGGCUUGGGACAUUGUUGUAGACAAUUGUGCCAUUUGUCGUAAUCAUAUCAUGGAUUUUUGUAUUGAAUGUCAAGCUAACCAAACAUCAGCUACUAGUGAAGAAUGUACUGUUGCAUGGGGUGUGUGUAAUCAUGCUUUUCAUUUUCACUGCAUAUCUCGUUGGUUAAAAACUCGUCAAGUAUGCCCACUUGAUAAUAGAGAAUGGGAAUUCCAGAAGUACGGUCAUUAAUAGAAAUAAAUUUGAAAUACAAAUUGAAUUUACAUUUUUUCAUUCCUCAUAUGCAUAAUAAAAAUUAAAGUAUUAUAUAAAUCUCCCUAAAGUUAAUAUUUAUAGAAAAAAUAAUUAAAUUACCAAUCACUGAAUUUCCUUCAUAGUUUUCAUAUCAAACUUUUUACUAUCUUGUACAAUAUUAAAUUUAAUAUAUUAUUCAAUAAUAAAAUUUGUGUACUAUUCAGAUAAAAA
Molecule: messenger RNA, 757 nt
Organism: Aphis gossypii (cotton aphid)
Lineage: Eukaryota; Metazoa; Arthropoda; Insecta; Hemiptera; Aphididae
Product: RING-box protein 1A-like
Exons: 2
Coding region: 191-523 (110 amino acids)
Biological process (GO): protein ubiquitination; ubiquitin-dependent protein catabolic process
Cellular component (GO): cullin-RING ubiquitin ligase complex; nucleus
Molecular function (GO): ubiquitin protein ligase activity; zinc ion binding; cullin family protein binding
Source: RefSeq, a predicted model, not a curated record